This is a messenger RNA of Paramecium sonneborni, 1286 nucleotides long. The record is from the annotation of a GenBank genome assembly. NCBI's taxonomy places the organism in Eukaryota, Ciliophora, Oligohymenophorea, Peniculida, Parameciidae.
AUGACAAAUCAAUCUAGAGCUUCUGAUAUAUACAUUUUCGCAGAUAACAGCAGAACGCUGAUCCACAAACUCCAUGGACUAUUUAAGUUCAUGAAUGGAAAUGAAGCUCUUAUCAUACUAAUUGUAUUGUAAUAAAUUUUCCUUAAUUAUCUGAUUUAAUAAUUAUGGUUUAAUACCUGAAUGAGUUUUCUACUUAUUGUAGAAAUUUCGGUCUUUUGGCAUUAUAAGAAUCAUUCAAAGAGCAUAAAAACACAUUGGAAGAAACACUCCUUAUACAUUUAAUUAAUUUAACAAGAGAAUAAAUGAUUGAAUUAUCAUCUCGUAUAGUAAGGACAUGGAUCAACAUUAAUAGAGAUCAAAAAUAAGAAUCUCUAUAAGAAAGCUAAUAGAGAAAGAUGUCAGUUAGUGAAAUACAUACAAAAUCUAGCUCUUAAUUAAAUCAUCUAUAUGAAUAACAUAUUUUAAACGAAGAGAAUUAAAUAGUCAAACGAGAUUAGUAAAUCAAUCACCUUAUGAAGGAAUGCACAUUUAAACCUUAAAUUACAAAAAAGAGUUAAAAAUUAGAAUUAAAUUCUCCAGCUCAUAUAAGAUUGAAUAACUAUGCAAUGGAUUCAAAAAUCAAAUUAUAAAUUGUCUAAGAACUUAAUCAGUAAUAAGAAUUAAAAGAUUGCACUUUCAAACCAUCAAUAAAUACUAAAUAAUUGGGUAGAAAUUAAUCAGUUGAAAAUCCGUUUGAUAGACUAUACUAAAAUGCUUUAACAUAAAGAAACAAAACACCGAGAAAUAAUGAAGAUUCAGAAUUUACUUAUCGUCCUUAAUUAAUUAGCUCACCUUUAAAAUUACAACAAUUUGAUGGUAUAUCAGUAGAAGAGAGGCUUUAUAAUCAUCAUUUUGAGAAAAUGAAUAAUGUAGCAUUAAAAUAAGAAGAAUUAUAAUAGAUUGAAUUAGAACAAUGCACGUUUACUCCUGCGAUUAAUAACCAAGGAAAUUGUAGACAAAAUGAAAAAGUUUUCGAUAGAUUAUAUAAUCACAGUAGUGUAAAAUCGGUUUCAGAUAUUAAAGACCAUUCAAUUUCUCAUAUGAAUAAGAAAUCUGAGUCUCUAAUUAAGAAACCAUAGUCAGACAAUAAUUCUUAUGUAACUUAAUUUUAACUAGAAUCCAAUCCAUUCGAUCGAUUGUAUUAAGAAUAUUAAAGAUAAGAGAAAAAAAAGAAAUCAAAUUAAAUUUAAUAUUACUAAUCUAUACCUUUUAAACCAUUACUAAAUAAGAAACUAUCAUUAUAGUGA